Molecule: messenger RNA, 1510 nt
Organism: Carassius carassius (crucian carp)
Lineage: Eukaryota; Metazoa; Chordata; Actinopteri; Cypriniformes; Cyprinidae
Product: plexin-B2-like
Exons: 5
Coding region: 106-1500 (464 amino acids)
Biological process (GO): regulation of cell shape; regulation of cell migration; positive regulation of axonogenesis
Cellular component (GO): semaphorin receptor complex
Molecular function (GO): protein binding; semaphorin receptor activity
Source: RefSeq, a predicted model, not a curated record
UCUGCAUCCUCAGAGCCGCUUUCACUUCCAUCCACUUCACAAGUGAACGCAUCUAAGCGCAGUCAAUCUCUGUGACAAGAUCUCUAGACUUCAGCUGCUUGUCACAUGUGCAAGAUGAGAAGAAGACACUUACUUGGAAUACUUGUACUUUUGAAAUAUUGUAUUUGUGGUGAUGUGAAGAACUUUGAUGGAGACAUUAAGGACUUUGUAGUUGGUAACAGUAAGUUGUUUGUUCUUACUGACCAUCGACUUCAUCAGAUGAGACACGAUCUAUAUGAGGAGAAGAGCAAAGACAUCACUAAUGCCACUGACCUUAACAGAGUCAACAUUCUGGUGCCUUUUGACGUGAACGGUACCCUGAUAACGUGUGGGACUUUUGAAGAAGGGUAUUGUGAAGUUCUUGAUAUAAAUGACAUUACAAACAUAAUUCAUUAUGAAAAUAUAUUGGUAGGACCGAAACAGAAUGAAAAAACUGUUGCCUUCAUAGCCGGUAGGUUCCUUUUAGUUGGGAAAAAGGACGAUGAUGCAAAACCUCAAGAUACCAGGUAUUCUGUUGUUACCUUGAGGAACACUUUAGAUUCUCAACCAGGAGGGAUUUUCUCAAGAAUAGCAGAAGGAUCAUAUGCCAUCAUUGAGAGCACAGUGAGAGAUGUGGAGUUUGUUGAUGGAUUCCAGAGAGUUUCACCCUCAGAAUCGUAUUUAUUUCUCAACACAGAGACUGACAAUGAGAGGAAAGUGCUCGUCCUGAGGAUGGACAGCUCUAAAGGGAAAAAGAUAGACAUCAUCCAAUCCCUGCAGGCUGCAACGAUACGAUGCUGCAGUGAUAAAGUUCGUCCAGUGCUCGUCGCCAGCACCGUUAUUCCCUCAGUGAACGAUGUUAUUUGGGCAGGUGUGUUCAGUUCACAGAAUCAGGAUCCGGAGAACAGCGCGCUGGCUCUGUACGACAUCAGUAACGUUCGAGGCCAAGUCAAGGGUUUCUGCGCUUACGGUGAAAGGUUAUGUGGUUCUGAGAGUGGUAGUGAACUUCAGCCGCUCUCUGUGGUGUUCAAGUACAGCUCAGUGUCAGCAGUGGCAGCAACGAGGAUUGAAUCCUGGAUUGUGCUUUUCAUAGGAACCAGUGAUGGACAACUCAUAAAGCUAGUGUUGGAUGAGAAAUAUUCACCAGGAUGUCUAACAGUACUGUUCAGAUCUGAUGAUGAACGAGCAGUGCUUCCCAGAAUGCACUUUGAUCCAGUAGAUUUCAAAUAUAUCUACAUCGCUCUGAGGAAACAGCUAAGAAGAGUGUCCGUUAUUCAGUGUGCUAAAUACAGCACUCUGAAAGACUGCAGAGCUGCUCAGGAUCCGCUCUGUGGCUGGUGUGUGAACACUCACAGAUGUUCUACUCAAGAUGAAUGCUCAAAUACUUCAUGGGUGUCCAUCCCAAAAAACUCUCUUGAGACACAGCUGUUUUCUUUUCAGAUGACAGAGAAUUAUUCAAGAAAGGCAGACAUCAAUAUCUAAAACAAUUAUU